CCCUCCCCUCACCCCCUCCUUCCAUAGGGCACCACCGGGCCAUUGCACCUACCGGUUGGGAAUGGAGACGCCACAGGUGGUAGCACCAAGACCUGUCAAAGCCAUCAAGCCCUCACCCUCGCUCUUUGCUCCGGAGCCUCCCUCUGUUGUCUUCCCGGCCUUCCGUCAUGUUCCUGGCUCUCACCCGCACACUACCAACACCACCGCCGCCGCCACCACCACCACCACCGCCACCGCCACCUCAGGAACACCACCUCGUCCGAGGUCGUCUUCCACCAACCAACACGUUCGCCUCCCACAUCCGGCUCCGCCCACUGCCGCCCACGCACGUCCGCCUCCACACAUGAUCUCACCGGCCUCGCGCAUGCCAAUGGCUCUUGUCCCUGCCACCGUUCGGAACGGUGCCGCUCACUCGUCGUCGUCGUCUUCCUCAACCUCGACUUCGUCGGCAUCGCCUCCGAACCCGCUACACUCUGCUCCCAUACUUCCGGCACCGAUGUACCCCAUGGUCCCGGGACAUGUCGGUCUCGCCUCGGCCCAGGGACACCACCAGAUGGGGCUUGCCACCGCUUCGCCACCUCCUGACCUGGAUCAGGUCAUGGACGGUGACACCGGGCCGUCGUCCGAGCUGGCCCGUAUUCUCCGGCCGACUCGCGCUUCGCGCACGGCUUCGGUUGAGGACAUUCUGGCCCUCUCGCGCGAGCCUGGCGCGCCGGAUCUGACGUAUGCCCUGCCGCAGCGUCAGCCUCCGCCGCAUGCCUCGCUCGUCGAGCGCCCGUCGUCGCCGCACCUCCCGCUACCACCGGCGGUGCCUGCCACGGCGCCCUCGCCGUCUGUCGCGCCGGCUGCCCAGUUUGCACGCACCCUCGAGGCCGAGCCGUUCCAUGCCGUCCACACUCCGCCGGUGCGGACAUGCAACCCUGUGGCCGCAAACUCACCGUUCCUCCGUUCGCCGGCGGUCCCGCUCGCCGCCAUGCACCCGCUCAUGGUCUACGCCUCGAUGGCGUCAGCGUCGAUGGCUGCGGCUGGCGUCGCAGCUUCACAGGCCUCGACAACGUGUCCGGCGUCGCCGGCCAAGGGCUCGCGCUCCCGCCGCAAGACCAAGCGCAAAGCUGGCGGUCGGAGCGCGCGCCCCAAGGCUAAGGCCAAUGCCAAGGCCGCCAAAGCCAAGGCUUCCAAAGCCAAGGCCAAGGCCACCAAGUCCAAGGCCAAGGGUCUCUCGCGUACGCCCAAAGCUUCCCGGAGCCGCCCAGCAAGGGCUGGAGUGGACCCGGCGGCGGGAUCGCCCGCGGCUCGCGCCCGGGCCCUGCUGCUCGCCGGCGGCGGGCCGCCGCCUCAUCUCAUGGUGCCAACCGCCCCGCAGGCCAAGCCACGGACUCGCGCCGAGUGGACUCGUCGUCGCAAUCGCAAGCUUAACGUCGCCCGCAUCGUUGCCUCCAAGCUCGACCGCCACCGCCAGCAGACGCCGCACUUUCGCCCGCGUGCACGCUCGCUCGGCGACUACCCUCACGACCGUGCGCCGGUAGCCGUGGUGGGUGCGGCCGCCAACUAGCUAGCCAUGAACAUUGUAUCUGCUGGAAUGAAUGGACAUAUCUGCUC
Messenger RNA from Thecamonas trahens ATCC 50062, 1599 nucleotides. RefSeq lists its product as uncharacterized. The transcript has a single exon. The record is from RefSeq and is a predicted model, not a curated record. NCBI's taxonomy places the organism in Eukaryota, Apusomonadida, Apusomonadidae. The coding region runs from base 62 to 1552 and encodes 496 amino acids.